Penicillium digitatum Pd1 is the source of this 447-nucleotide messenger RNA. Lineage: Eukaryota; Fungi; Ascomycota; Eurotiomycetes; Eurotiales; Aspergillaceae. The record is from RefSeq and is a predicted model, not a curated record.
AUGAGAACAGACGCAACCCGAUGGAAAAAAGACUCGAGAAAGCUCGAGCCACCUGAAGGUACAGGCAAUCAAGGGCGCACAUCGACGAAUCCUAAUCCGUAUUCAGUGAAUCCCGAUCCAAAAACCCCCGAGCAAGAUACCGGGGCAAAUCUUCAUGGGUUACCGACGAGUCGCAGGGGGUUUCAAGCAGAAAUGGGUAGGGCUUCCGCGUAUCUAAAUUCAGGAAAGAUUCACUUGUUACAGCCAACCCCUGAAAGGGCAACAAUUGACCAUUAUCAAGCAACGGGUGCUCGGCUUGAAGGCUGGAUGGCCAACACCAACCCAGCUGGGCCUGCCUGUCGAGUCGCCCCGUCCACGCUAACCAUUGACGCUCUGGUCAGAGCGAAUGCCCCCAAUGAGCCCGCGUUCAUAGUAAUGGAGUCCAAAAUUCGUUGUCCCACCGCCUGA